AUGGCCACUCCCCCAGCGCCUCCAGCGCCCUCGCACCAGCCCGCAACUUCCCCUCCGCCAGCCCCAGCGGCGCCCGCAAACCCAGACACCAUCACCUUCACCGUCAACCCCCGCACGCUGUCCAUGGACGAAAAGGCGCACGGCGUCCCGGUGAGCGCGGUGAAUCCCAUCAGCGUGCGGCCGGUGCAGAACAAGGUCGUCGCGCCCAUCGGCGUCUCCGUCGCCCAGGCCGUCAUUCUGGUGUCCAGCUUCGUCGCGACCGUCCUGCUGGGCGUGAGCCAUUCAAAAGAGACGAGCAAUGAGAAUGGGUACUAUUCCUAUGGAUAUUCGCUGGUUCCCAUCGUGCCGAUUGCCCUCGGUGCGCUGUGGUCGCUCAUCUCGCUACUGCUCAACCACCCGUGUAAAGUACGCGUCCAUCCGGCCUUUUACGUCGCCUUUGACCUGCUUCUGUGGCUCUCAAUCCUCGCCAUUUCAUCAUGCGUCAUCGUGCUUCUCUCGGAUAGACGAAGCUAUGCCUGCACCUACCGAUCCUACCGUGACAGCGACAGCAGAUGCGAAGCGGUCCUGCUGGAGACUUGGGGCCUGCAAGUCGCUGCCAACGCCCUUGGAUUAUUAAGCGGGCUUACGCAUUUUGGUGUUUUCGUCUGGGGCUGCAGAAUGGUUCACAAGACCAACGCCCAUGCGAGGUUUGAAGUGUCCAUCAACAUGAACGGUAUCAACAAUGGCCAGGGUUCGGCACCGGUUGUCUAUGCUUGA
Messenger RNA from Uncinocarpus reesii 1704, 756 nucleotides. RefSeq lists its product as uncharacterized. NCBI's taxonomy places the organism in Eukaryota, Fungi, Ascomycota, Eurotiomycetes, Onygenales, Onygenaceae. The transcript has 3 exons. Bases 1 to 756 code for a protein of 251 amino acids. The record is from RefSeq and is a predicted model, not a curated record.